Messenger RNA from Adineta steineri, 573 nucleotides. Lineage: Eukaryota; Metazoa; Rotifera; Eurotatoria; Adinetida; Adinetidae. The record is from the annotation of a GenBank genome assembly.
AUGACAUUAUAUUGGAUGUCAGGUCAAAUAGAUUCAUGGAAAAUUCGUAUUGCACUUGAAGAAAAACAAUUACAAGGCUAUAAAAGUAUUAUGAUUAUUCGUUCAGAUUAUAUUGAUAAGAAUGAUAAUUUUUGGAAGGAUAAUGAAUAUGGCAUAAUACCAUCGUUAAGAAUACAAGAUAUUACAUUGAAUGGUGUUUUACCAGCUCUUUUAUUUCUUGAAACUUCAAUACCAUCAUUAUUACCUGAAUUUUCACCAGAAGAAAAAGCUCUAGUACUACAACGAGCAUUUGAAAGUUUAACAUUUCAACGAAUAUGUUCCAAAGAUCUAAUUGGUUAUUUAUUUUCAAUUGAUAACCUUAAUCCAUUAUCCAUCGAUAGAGAACUACGAGAAAAACGGGAAGAGAAUCUAUUUUUUGAAUUAAUCCGUUGGAAUGAUUACAUCACAAAAAAUUCAAUGGAUAGUAUUGCUUAUACAUCAUUUACUCUAGCUGAUAUAUUAUUCUUUCCAGACUUAGCAUUAGCUGUACGAUUUGGUUUAUCACUUGAUUAUUUCUCUCAUUUAAGUCAGUAG